Molecule: messenger RNA, 1127 nt
Organism: Lecanosticta acicola
Lineage: Eukaryota; Fungi; Ascomycota; Dothideomycetes; Mycosphaerellales; Mycosphaerellaceae
Source: the annotation of a GenBank genome assembly
AUGAAGAUUGUAGUAUCGCUCAGCGCGCUCGUGGUCGCGGUCCAGGCACAGUCGGAUAUCCCAGCGUUCCUCGCAGGACUCGGUGGGCAGUUUCGGGUGUUGUGAAGAUUGGAUUUGCCACUGACAUCCUGCUCAGGCCCAGCUCCUGCGACGGAUCCUCGUUUCGCAGACUACCAGCCUCCGGGCGAGGAUGACGGUUCGUUUUUUUCUCUCAGAGGGCUGAGAGAUCUAAGCUAAUAGAAGCUGCCAGUGAGAUCGCCUUGUCCAGGACUCAAUACACUUGCCAAUCAUGGGUGCGUGAGCCUCUUCGUGUCCUUGCCAUCUCGCCUGACCCUUCGCACUACAGCUUCCUCCACCGUAACGGCAAGAACAUGACAAUCCCGCACCUGAUCGAGGGCGGCGCCGCGGGCUUGAACAUGGGCGCAGACUUCAUGGCUGUCAUUGGAGCAGUCGGCCUUCUCUCCUCCCCAGACCCAGCCCUCGGCGCCUUCGACCUCGACAACCUCGACCUGCAUAACUUCCCCAUCGAACAUGACGUCUCCCUGAGUCGACAAGACCACUUCUUCGGCAAUUGGUAUGAUUUCAACCAGACGGUCUGGAACGGUACCCUGUCGUACUUCAACGGCGAGACGUCGACCACGACUCCCACCGCCGCCAAGGCUCGCUACCAUCGCGUCCAAGUGUGCACCGACACCAACCCUCAAUGUCUUUACGGACCUAUGCAGUUCAUCCUCUCGUCUGGAGAGACCGGUCUCUAUGUCCAGACUAUGAGCUCACCCGUCACCAACAGCGCUGAGAUCUCGUACGUGAGGUCCUUGUUUGAGAAACAGAAGCUGCCUUCCGACCUCGGCUGGAGACCGAGCGCGGUUCCGAUCACGUUGAUGUCGUUGGGCGAGUACAUCGUCGAGCUGUACGCAGCGAACCCGGAUCGUGCUGCAGAGGGCAUGAGUGAGUUUUUUCGCUUCCGAUCGUCGACGCGACGCGUCUAGGUGUUAGGCUGACUAGUGAUUCCAGCUGUGCUUCAAGACUCGUACGCGGAUGCCUUGGUGGAUCUCGCCGGCGGCGCGAAUGCCUUGAGGAAUCUCACAAAUGGCAUCUCCGACUUCUUGGACAUUCCGGGUCUUUAA